Molecule: messenger RNA, 1860 nt
Organism: Rhizopus microsporus ATCC 52813
Lineage: Eukaryota; Fungi; Mucoromycota; Mucoromycetes; Mucorales; Rhizopodaceae
Product: alpha/beta-hydrolase
Exons: 6
Coding region: 34-1860 (608 amino acids)
Biological process (GO): triglyceride catabolic process
Cellular component (GO): cytosol
Molecular function (GO): sterol ester esterase activity; triacylglycerol lipase activity
Source: RefSeq, a predicted model, not a curated record
CUUCUUUCAUUUCUUUUUCUCUUUUUGCUUAUAAUGUUGGAUCAUUUAAUAGGUAAACCAUCGACAAGCUGGAAGAGAAUUCAAGUGUUGUUGACACUAAUUAUCGGUUGGCACAUCGUUUUGAAUGGUAAAACAAGGCAAUUGCCAAACAUAAUACAAAAUAUAAAUAAGAAAUCAGUGGGUGGUUCACCUUGGAGAAUCGUGUUUGGUGCUUGGUUAUUUCAAUACUUUGUUAAAAAUAUCUUUUUGCUUGUUGGUUUAAAUGGUAAGUGCUCUACUAUUUAUAUAUCUUUACUCAUAACCCUUUAUACGUGUCAUAUAGCCCCUGAUCCAUUAGCAAGAUCCUAUAGUCGUAGCUUUUAUCGAGCCACUUGGAUACUAACCGCUCUUGACGCUGGAUUCUUUACUGCUAUGCCUCUUAAACCUAAAUGGGCACGUGAUUUCUUUUCUAUCCUCUUUUCAGUCUAUUACCUCAUCUUUGCCGAUGCCGCUGAAGAAAAAGUCAGGAGGAUUCGUUCGACUAUCUCGAUUGAACAGAUGCGAUGUUCUUGGGAAAAGGGUUACCAGAAUAUGUUUUUACGAACAUUUUCUCGAAUCAUGUUUCAACCACGCAUGAGCAUCCGAGAUACCAUCAUCAUUGAUAGACCCAAUGAUAAACCUCCUACCGAAAUACACCGAUACUAUGCUAGAUCACCAGAGACAUUCUCUGAUAACGAUACCAUUAUCUUGAACAUUCCCGGUGGCGGCUUUGUAGCUAUGCCACCUCCUUGUCAUGAGGACCCCAUCACUCAUUGGGCUAAACAUACAGGUCUUCCUGUGAUCAGUAUCAACUAUAAAAAGGCCCCAGAAUACUCUUUCCCUUGGCCUAUUGAAGAAUGCUUUGAUAUCUACACUAGCAUCGUGCAGACAAAGGGUAAAGUAAUUGGUCUUUCCGGUAAAAAGAAUAUCAACAUUAUCAUCAUUGGUGACUCAGCAGGAGGUAACAUCUCUUGUGGUGUGGUCACAAAGGUUAUUGAACAGCAACAACUUCCAAAGCCUACAGGAUUAAUCUUGAUCUACCCCGCACUUGACUUUGAGUUAUCAUGUUGGAUGUCGCCCGAGCAACUAUCACUUAUCCGUGUCGAAUCUCAAGCCAACAUGUUCCGUUCAAGUUCUUUCAACAACAUCUUACAAACAAAGGACCACUUGAGUCACGCGAGCCCGUUGAGCGUUGUGCCCGACGUGGAGAAAUCAAGUGGAUGGAAAAGCCUGUUUGGUAUAAAGAAACGGGAACCCAUAAAAGAUAAAGUCAAGACAACCUAUGAAGCAUGGGUCUCAUCUCGUGUGGCUAUGACAAGUCGAAUGACAUUCUUCAACGAUAGAUUACUUUCACCUGAUAUUGUUCGAGCCAUGGCUAUCUUAUAUCUAGGGCCUCAUGCUCCUCCAGAUUUCAGUACAGAUUAUCUACUAUCACCCGUCAACACAUCUGAUGACAUACUCGCUCAUUUCCCACCCACUUAUAUGAUGUGUGGUGAAAAAGACCCUCUGGUGGAUGAUACGGUCAUCUUUGCUGGUCGUAUUCGACAAGCUAGAUUAAAGUAUCGUCAGGAACAUCCUUUGGAUGAAGCAUUCCCUCAAGGUGAUGGCGUACGUGUCAAGUUUUUAGAAGGCAUGAGCCAUGGAUUCUUGCAGAUGACUGCUUUCCUACCAGAAGCUACACAAGCCAUCAAGACUUUAGGGGAUUGGAUGAUAGAGAUUCAAAAUAAUGUACAGAGAAAACCAUACAAAAAAUUAGGAGAUGAUCAUCUGGCAGAGAUUAGCACUAGUGAAAAAGACUUGCUUCACCGUAGAAAACAAUUAUUAGUCAACGGACUCUAUUAG